AGCGUAUUCGUGACAUUGGCCGCUCAUGAAUGAAAUAGCGCACUCAGCCGUACAACUCGUAGUGGCAAUGUGUGUGGAUAUUGGAUGUGUGGAUGUUUCUCUGAUUCCGGAUUAAUGUUUAAAGAAGAGUGUUUGUUUAUGGUGUUUUGCAGAUAGAUCUUGGAUGACUUUGCUCAAUAACCCGUACUUGUAUUUCGGGACGAAACGUUCCAUUUUCUUGUCAGGCAUCUAACAAAAGAUAUACUACUUCUCCAACGUUGUGUUCUGAUGGUAAACAUAAAGGACAUAUUUUGAUGUUUAUCAUGGGUUUUAGAAGUGAAUUCCGCACUUGCAACUUUGGACUGAACCACAAUGAACCUCAAAGAUUUGUUACAUCCCAGUGGGGCCACCCCUGUCUGUACCUGUCCUGGAGGAUAUUCUGGGCUCUGUUUCAUACAUCCUGGCUGGUCAGUAGUAUGGUAUAUUCCACCAAAGUGACGUCAUCACCGCUAGGUGGCGCUGUGUGGUUCAUCUACCUCACCAACUGGACCUACCUCCUGCUGACCUUCAGUGCUGUCCUGGACGCAGUCAUCGUCGUUUUCGUCAGGAUCAACAGACAGGACAUCAUAAAGGGUUUCACGUCACACCUGCCGUGGUACAUAAAGGUAUCCUGGCUCCUCAACAGUGUCGUCACUGAAGGGAGUUUACACAUCAGCGCCAUCUACUGGAUCUUCGUUUUCAAGGAUCAAGAUUUGACCCUGCUGAGAUUCAUCCUCCACGGCAUGAAUUCCAUCUACGUCUUCUGCAACCUCCUCGUCGUGAACCUGCCAGUUCGUGUGUAUCACGUGAUCUACCCAGUUAUCUAUGGCGUCAUCUACACAGUUUUCAGUAUCGUAUAUCACAUACUUGGUGGGGCCAAUGAAAAGGGAGAACCGUAUAUCUACAAGAUUCUUGAUUGGUCCAAACUGAAGCGGACUCUACCUCUUGUGUUUCUGAGCACCUUUGUGGCUCUACCCUGUUUCUACAUGGUCGUAUAUUUUACUCACAUACUCAGAAUAUAUGUACGUUCAAAAUGUCUGAAAAGCAACGAGGAUACAAGGAUUCUUGAUUCAUCGAUUGAAAGAAGUGACAGUGAAUGUGCACGUGUUUGAACAAGCACCUCAUGUCUGGGUCUGACCUUGUUAUACACUGGAACAUCACAUACCAUCACAUACAUGGUCCAUUCAGAAUUGCGUCUUGUGAAAGACUUGGCACAAUUAACAGACUACACAUUAUAGUCAAUAAUUAUUACAAUCUGUCGUGGAACAAACUCUCCUGACGCCUGCCUAUACUAAAUGACUGACAGUGACAUGAUCACAAACAUAUACCUCUGCUGCAGCUAUCGAUUUACUAUGAACAUAAUGAUAUUCGGUGUGUACUUAGAUCUCACCUCGUACGUAUAACAAAAGGUGUUCAUGUUCAAGAGCCCUUCCUGUACCCCAUGCCAGGAUGAGCUGGAUCAAGUGGGGGUCCAACCGUCAGUCCCUGUGUCAGCUUGGACCGUCAGUCAAGUUAGCUAUCACGAUUGUUUUCAGAGUAUAAUCAUACAGGUGAAAUAUUUUCGAAUGCGGACUACUGCCACAAACAAACAAAUUGUCUCCCAUUCAGAAACAGCUUCGUUAAAUUGGUACUUUUCAAACUAAUUGAUAUUUGGGAAAUCUUCUUUUCCUUACAAAUAAAAGUUGUACCACAAUC
Haliotis rubra (blacklip abalone) is the source of this 1713-nucleotide messenger RNA. Its product is annotated as protein rolling stone-like. The coding region runs from base 294 to 1130 and encodes 278 amino acids. Gene Ontology annotation, cellular component: membrane. The transcript has 5 exons. Lineage: Eukaryota; Metazoa; Mollusca; Gastropoda; Lepetellida; Haliotidae. The record is from RefSeq and is a predicted model, not a curated record.